Molecule: messenger RNA, 4712 nt
Organism: Darwinula stevensoni
Lineage: Eukaryota; Metazoa; Arthropoda; Ostracoda; Podocopida; Darwinulidae
Source: the annotation of a GenBank genome assembly
CAAGCAAUAGAAGUUUGUGAAGUAUGGCUGCUUAUGAGAAUCUGAAUCCAUUCCUCUUUGGGGACUCUGAUUCUUCAGCCAUAAACAGUGGAUCAGCCAGCCUGAAUCCAUUUCUUGACUUUGGUGAAGAAAGGAGUGAUUUAAGGUGUGAUGGUGGUGGCUCAGCUGAAGGUGGGAAUGGAAUUAAUCCUUUCUUGAUGGAUAUUGCAGUCCCUAAGGAUCUUGCAGAUGGAAAUCUGGAUGUGAAUCUCAUUGAGACAGAUGUACACAGUUCACUGGGUAAGGAUGCAUUUCAACCAACCUUUGACAUCCAUUCUCCACCUGAUGUCAGGGUUGAAGCUUCACAUGAAGCCAGGCAAUUGGUUCAAAGUAUUACAGGGCACUUGGAGUCAACUGCAGAUACCUUGCUGGACAGAAUGCAGGCUGCAAAGACUCCCACUCCAUCUCAUGAUGAAGCUGCUGAAGACAGUCCUGCUGCAAGUCCUGAACCACCUGAAUUGGAUCAGCAGAGCGGUGUAAUGGAUCUUUUGGGUGAUUCAAGUGAGAUGAUGUUGCAAUCUCAGCCCUUCACAAGCAUUCCAUCAGCUCAUGAGCCUCAUAAAAUGUCUCUAUUGGAUGACUCUCCCAUCAAUCAUGUCCCAGUGGCCCCACCAGAGUCUCCUGUUUCUGAUGGCACUCGCAGUGCUUUUUCUUCAACAGUAGCACAUGAGACUGUGGAUGAGCAAUCAUAUUCACCAACUACUCAAGAAAUCAAAACUCAUUACAGUAUGGUGAAAGAAGCAGAUUUUGGAAUGUCCCAUGCUGGCUUUACAGCAGAUGUUCCUAUGUAUCAGUCUGAAGCAUUGAAUCCAUUCCUUGCAGACCUUACACCAGAGGUAGAUCUCUUGGGGCAAAGCAGUCAUUCCAUGCCUGAGCCAGUUCAACACUUUCAAAACAUAAUGGAUGAUUUCAUGAUGUCUGAUGAGCCAGUUGUGGUACAUGAGAAGCCACCUCGCCCUAGCGUUCCACCUCCAAGGCCUGUGCCACCUCGACCAACCCAUCCACCUCGGAAAGACAUUCCAUCUCCAUCAGCACCACCACAAAAAGACAUUCCAUCUCCAUCAGCACCACCACGAAGAGACAUUCCUUCACCUACAGUGUCAUCCUGGAAAGAGAUAAUCUCACCUGAAAAGGUGGAGCAAGCACCAGCUACUGAUUUCAUUUCUUAUCAUCCCCCAGAACUCAUUCAUUCGAUUCCAGUUCUAAAGGCUCUGUCAUCACCUCAGUCAUGUGCUACAAUUAAGGGAAUGAUGCACAAGGAUGAACCUGACUUUGAUGCAUUUGCUGCUCGCUUUGAGAGUGCAGCCGCUGCAGAAGGCAAGGAGUUAGAGGUGGCAACUGGAGAUCCUUUUGACCCUUUUGGAGCACCAGGAGGGGGGAGCAUGGGAAAUUUUGAUGACACCUCUCAGGGCUUUGGCUUUGAGAGUGAAUCAUUUGACCCAUUUUUGGUUAUACCUGAGCCUCCACCUGUCCCCAAAGGAACUCCUGCUCACACUGGGUUUGAGAAUGGUUUCUCAACUGUUGCUUUCACCUGGGAUCAGCUUCAACAGGAUGCAGCCCUACAGAAUCUCAACCUUGAACACAAGGAUGAGUUUUCCCUGAACUUGAACCUUGCUGUAAAUACUCAUAGCAGUGCUGCAAACCCAUUCCUUGAAAUGACAGAAACAGCUAUGCCUUCAACAGACUUUGCAAAACAAGAACCAUAUGUGCCACGUGCACCUCAGAGAACAGAUUCAGGGGAAACACCAUCAACACCUCUCUUUGAAGAGGAUCAAACAGAGCCUCUUGAAGCUUAUCCUCGAACAGUUUGGAAGGAACCUGAGCCUCCAUGCUGGGAAAUGUAUCUCAGGCAGCCCAAUAAGAAAAAGAUUGCUUCUCAGCGUUUCUGGAAGAAGAUUUAUGUUCGCCAGGCAGAGAAUGGAACUAUCCAGCUCUUUAAUUCCAAAGAAGACAAGGAUCCCUUUCAAGAGCUUCCAUUGCAGCCUUGUUAUGCAGUAUCUGAUAUUGGUGCUCAGCAGUUUGACCAGUUUGGGAAGAUAUUCACUGUCAAACUGCAGUAUGUUUUUUACAAAGAGAGGCCUGGAGUAAGGCCAGGACAGGUCAGUAAGGCAGAGAGGCUGACAUCAAGGCUGUCACAGUUUGCAUCAUAUGCAAUAGCAGGGGACUUGGCAGGAGUCAAAGAAUUUGGCUCUGAUCUGAAGAAACUUGGUAUACCCAUUGAACAUGCUCCCCAGGUGUCUGAAUUACUCAAGCUUGGUUCUCGCAGUCAUGAGGACCUGAAAGUGUUCUCAUCUCUUCUAGAAGAACAUUUAUUCAAGCUGCCUCUGCAUCGUGAUAGGAGUCUCACUUACAAGACUGAGGAGGUCCAGAUUACAGCUCUGGAUGAAAUCUAUGUGGAACAAAAUUAUCUUGGUCAUGUGGGCAUUAUGGUGGCUAGGGUUCGCCUCUUCUUCCUGGCAUUUCUUUCUGGGAUGCCAGAAGUGGAGUUGGGAGUUAAUGACAAUGUCCGACAGGGUAAAGAAGUUGUUGGCAGGCACGACAUUAUUCCUGUCAUUACUGAAGAAUGGAUUCGGCUUGAAGAUGUGGAGUUUCACACAUGUGUUCAACAGGAUCACUACCAGCAUAGCAAAACCAUCAAAUUUGUGCCUCCUGAUGCAUGCUACAUCGAAUUGAUGAGACUUCGUAUUAGACCUCCAAGAAAUCGUGAGCUCCCACUUCAAUUGAAGACAGUCUUCAAUAUCACUGGACGAAAGGUUGAGAUACGUGCAGACAUUCUUGUGCCUGGCUCUUGUGGAAAAAUGGGCAUGGUUCCAUGUGAAGAUAUUCAAGUGCGACUUCCCUUGCCUGAGCAAUGGAUAUAUUUAUUCCGUGUGGAAAAGCACUUCCGUUAUGGAUCUGUCAAGUCUGCUCAUCGGAGAAUGGGGAAGGUGAAGGGAUUGGAGCGAUUCCUUGGUGCUGUUGAUACUCUGGAUCAAGCCAUGAUGGAAACAAGCUCUGGACAAGCCAAGUAUGAGCACCAACAUCGUGCAAUUGUGUGGCGCAUCCCUCGCCUGCCCAAAGAGGGACAAGGUGCAUAUACAUCUCAUACGUUCGUGUGCCGCUUAUGCCUCACAGCAUAUGACCAAAUCCCAGACACUUUUGAUAAGUACUGCGUGGUGGAGUUCACGAUGCCUGCAACAACAGUAUCCCACUUCAUCGUUCGCUCUGUUUCAGUGAAUUGUCCCUCGCCUCCAGAGAAGUAUGUUCGCUAUCUUGCCCGGCAUGAGUACAAGACAGAGAUUGAAUUCACUCAGGGUUCAGAAGUGCAUGAAUACAUAGCAGCUACAGCUGUUGAAACUUCUGCUGCUCCUCAGCUGCAGAACAAUGGGGAAAUGGAGGCCAAAUCAGGCUCAGGUUCUGACUCUGACUGAGCACUCAGGUUGUCAUAGAAUCAAGGCAAUUCUUCUCAAUCAUGUGGCAGCUGCACACUUUAGGUUCUCUAGGAAGUCUGCAGAUAGUUACCUAAGUUCCAGGUGUUCUGUAAAAAUGGGAAAGUGUGGGCAUGCUGGAUGUUUGCCAUAGAAAAUGUUCAUCUUCCGUUGCAAAUUGAAAGCAUUGAUAUAUGUUCAAGUUUUCUUGGGGAAUUCAUUGCUAUGUUCUGAAGAGGAGUGUUUGUAUUUUUUGUCAUAAAUUCAUAAUGUUGUGGAGUUUGUAGUCUGAGUGAAAAAGGCAAUUGGGCUGCUUCUGAAGCAAGCUGAGACUCUGCAGUUCGUUAGCUAGGCUACUCAGCUAACUUAACAAGCAUGUACCUGAAGUGGGUGCCAUACUCACUUCACUGCAACUAGUCUUGAGCUUGUGAUGCCACAGAGAUCAAAUUGUACAUUCCAAUCCGGUCAGCUUCUUAUACUUCCCAGCAGUUAUGUUGAUUUCAUGAGUACAAUAUAUUGCAUUUCCCUGCUCUUGUGUGGCUUCUUGAAACUUGCACAAACAUUUCCUAAUGUCAUUCUUGUUCCCUGAUACUGUGAACUGUAGUAAUUACUAAAAUUGUUCCAGCCUGUGGUAUUCUUAUCUAAUGGGACAUUGUGAUAUUAAUUUGGAAGUCCCUGCUUGUCAAAUGUGGGAACUUAUUCGCCAAGCAGGCUUUUCCAAGAAGUGCUUGCUGGUAGAAAAAUGCUUUUCUCUGCAUAUAGUUCUCUAUGGUAGGUGACGUUAUAAUCUCCUGUGGAAUUUUGUGAGUUGCCUUCACCUCCUGACCUAUCAUCGUGCCAUAUCAAUGUCAUUAAUUGUAUUAUCCUCUGCUAAGCUUGCAUUUAUGUUCCAUGACAUAGGCCUACUCUGAAUCUCCUGAGAAGAGACCUUAGGUGCUGUUUUUGCCCAAUGUGAUUAUCAGUGGGAAUAUUUUGAGUUUGCUCAUUAUCAAUGCUCUCAAUCAUUCGGCACAGCAAUAUAUGCCAAAGAUCUAGUCAAAUCAGAACAAGAGUAUUCCAGACACUGAUGUCAUUCCACAUUCAAUGUUUCCCCAUGUUGUCCCCACUUGUUCUCUCCUGUCGUUGAAACGUUAUGAAACUUGUUCAUUUCCAAGUUUAUAAUUAUUUUUCUUUUCCUACUUACCCUGGUGAAUGUUCUCAUGUGGAUGUUGGCCUCACUGUCUGUGCAGUAUAUGGUAGGAAUAAAGUUGCAAGUUGAAGGGAAGC